CCAUCCCUUUCCCGUCGAUCUACCCACCUACAGACGAGAAGAUUCUAUUUCCGAAGUUGUUUCUUUCUUCUUUGUCUUUUGGGAAAUGGUUGUUCUUGACAACAUGACUUUCUUACUGUCAUCUCUAACUUCUUUAUAGCUGCUACUUACAUCAAGUACAAGAAGUUCAUCUCGCAUUCGCUAGUACCUGUAAGAAUAAGAAAUAGAAGAAAGAUUGUUCAUACACGCUUCUAGUUUAUUUCUCAGCCCUAAAACUAGAUUCUUUGAGUUGCAGUCAGAUGCCAUAGCAGGCUGAAAAACAAUGGCGCCAGUAACUUCACGUGACCUCCUUGGGGUGCACCAGGUGCACGUCGACGGCGCCCACUGGUUCAACGUUCGAUGCGCCGAGGUUCCUGGAGUGUCUCUGACUUCGAAAUUGGCCUACAAUUGUUGUUCAUCGCCUCUCGAAUUCGAGUUUUUGCCCAAGCCGGGACAGCGAAAGCUUCCAACCUGGGUGUCAGACACGAGACCCGUGAAAAAAACGAAAAUUCAUCGAUGGGGCAAGCCUUACACAGGAGCCUUUACCUGUGAGGUCGACGGAGAUGCGUAUUGUGCUUUUAAAACGAGCAAAUCGUCGAAGCAAAUUGACUGGAGGAUGCCUGCUGACUUCGAAGAGAUCUGCAUAUGGAAGCAAGGGACACAGAAAGAUAAGGAUUUAUGGCAUGAGGUACAGAAAAUGAAAAUACUAUAUUUUCUACUACAAGUCGUACUGUAUGAAUAAGUAGUAAGUACUUGGAAGAUUCUUUCCUCUUCAAGAUAGGUUGUUCCUACUGGUAGUUACUCGCCUCCCCAAACGUGGUGCGGCUUGUAAGCACAUGGACACCAGGGCGAUCCUCCUAGAAAUCAACUCGCCUCUAACACCGGACGCAGCUAAAAAAUGUUGGAAGAAAUCAGCGAAGUCGUGGGAAUGGGUUCCUAAGGAUGGUGGUAAAGCCCCUGUGAUGAAGCGAGUAGUGAUGCAAAUGAAGAGUAAAAAGGUGGUGAAGAAGAGUGGUGGCAAGUAA
Messenger RNA from Amoebophrya sp. A25, 1043 nucleotides. Lineage: Eukaryota; Dinophyceae; Syndiniales; Amoebophryaceae. The record is from the annotation of a GenBank genome assembly.